Molecule: messenger RNA, 480 nt
Organism: Diversispora eburnea
Lineage: Eukaryota; Fungi; Glomeromycota; Glomeromycetes; Diversisporales; Diversisporaceae
Source: the annotation of a GenBank genome assembly
AUGUCUCUAUUGAAUUUAACUAAUUUAACUCGAAAAACGGUUAUAUCCUUACCAAAGCCUCCCAUAACACUUCAUGGUAUCGAAGGUCGAUAUGCAACUGCUUUAUACACAGCAGCCACCAAGUCAAAUACUCUUUCCAAUGUUGAGAAUGAACUUAAACAAAUAAAAUUAGUAAUUAACAAGGAUAGUAAAAUUCGUGCUUUACUUGAAGAUCCUUCUUUAAAUCGAAAUGAUAAGAAACGUACUGUUCAAGAGCUUCUUAAACAAGGGAAGUAUUGUGAUACCACCAAAAAUCUGUUUGAUUUAUUGGCUGACAAUGGAAGACUUAACGAGUCUUCGAAGAUUAUUGAUGCCUAUAUAUCAUUGAUGACUGCUCAUCGUGGUGGUUUGAUGAUUGAACUUGGUGAAGAUAAAACUAUUGAUUUAUCUGUUGCUUCUAGAAUUGCUAAACUUAAUAAAUUAUUAACAGGUAAAAAAUGA